AUGGAGGGCGGCGCCAGCCCCGCGGCCGCUCAGGCGGCGCCCGCGUCUCCUUCCGCGUCCGCCCCGCCUCCUUCGGCCUCGCUCGCGCAGGCGAUCGACGAGUUGGUGAGCAUGAACUUGGAGGAGAUCUCUCAGUUCUGGAAACACCUCGAAAAAGAAGGCUUAGACACGCAACGCCGAUGCAAGAAAGUCGAUUCGCACGACCUGCUGCUGCAGUUUCUUCACCAGGUGGCCUCGCCCACGCCGGCCUUUCCGCUGCUCGACGAGGAGGACGCAAAAUCUGCCCCCGCCUCGCCCCCGAGCGCCAACGAGAAGAAGAAAGGCGCCUCGUUUGCGUCGAAAACUGCUGCUUCCAAGGCUGAGAAGGGCCUCGAGAGCAAGAGUGACGGCAAAGAGGGAGCGUCGCGCUCUGCGCCGGAGACGCGGUGGUACCCCGGGUGGAUUCCUCUCCUCCAGGAGGCCAUGGGUGCGGAGCCCGCGCGCGCCUCCUCGCCCUCCGCGGACGCCUCUCCGCCCGCCGCCGCGGCCGACCCCCGCUCGGGGCCCUGCCGCAUCAAAGAAGCCUCUGCGAUGCUGGCGGCGCAGCACCACCAAAUGGCCUUCUCUGUGCUGUUUGCAAGAGACGCCUCGUGGUUUGCCUCGGCGAUCGACGCCAUUGCAGAGACCUCCUCGCUCCUUCCCGAGGGCCUCUUGGCGAAGGCCCAUGAGGAGGAGACCCGCGAGCGCGCCGCCGCCGCGUUGAAGCCCAAUGCCGGGGGCGCGGGCCUUCCGCGGUCGAAGGCCGGCAGGCGCGCCCACGCGAGUGGGGACGCCAGCCGGCGAGAAGACGAGGGCGACGGGAAUAGAGGCAACGCAAAGAUCGAGGCGCUUGGGAAGCAAAUCGAGAGAGACUGUGUCGCACUCCUCGACGACUACUUCGUGAGCCACUUCGAGGCGAAACUGAAAGCAGACAUGCCUUCGACGCCGAUGUCUGGCGGCUCGCUGUCUCUGUCGCGAAAGUCGCCAGUGGCCUCUCCAGCGUCGGGAACUCCGUCCGCGGCAGGCGCGUCCUCCUCGCCAGCCGCCUCGCCCCCUUCGCUGCUCGUGACGGCUGCGGCGUCGAGCUUGACGGCCGGCAGGGAGAAGCGUUUCUACCGCGCCGUCGCGCAUCUGUAUCUCCUGGGCACCCUCUCUUCAUCAGAGUACUGCGUCUCAGUGUCGCGGUCGUGGUGCUCGCAGGCAGCCCUACAUCGCUCGCUGCCGCCGCUUCUGCUGCUGUGCCUCAAGCGCGGAGGCUUCGUGGCCGCCGCCGUCAGCCGCGCGCUGCUGCAUCUCGCCUCGACCGGCUGUGGGGCGAGGGCCGCGGCGGCGCCUCAAAAAGAGGCGACUGCGGUCGGCGGCGACGCGCCGAAGGCCGCCGACGAGGCCGAAUCGGGCGAUGCGACGACCGAAAAAUGCAAGCCGCAGGCAGCGGCGGGAAAAGCCGGCGCUGCGGCAGACAAGCGACCCGACUUGAUUGACCUAUACGGCGACACAAUCAUCACGUUCCUGCAUCUCUGCCUGCGAGAGCAGGCCGUCGAUCCAAGGGGCAUCAACGCCCUCGGGUUUUUCUUCCUCGCCCCCGCAGUGCCGCUGCUUCUCCAAACCAAGCGCCUGAGAGACAGGCUCCUCGCCCCUGGAGAAAAGGCCGAGAGACACCAACAAAUUCUGGGCUGGUACCUCGAAGUCCUCCUCAAGGCCCUCUCGGACCCGCAAUUCCGCGUGUUGGCCUCGGGGAAUCUGCAGCUGGCGCGCUACGUGUCGGAAGUCGUUCUCGAGCUCGCGGCGUCGCCGGAGGGCUGCCGACUCCUCCACAAGCACAAACUCGGCUGGUUUGUCAUGUGGCGGACGACCCGCGAGCUGUGGGGCGUGGAAUGGAACAAAGGCGAGCAUGCGGCCUGGGAGCUGAUCAUGAACAAAAGCAUUCGCGGCGGCGAGCCGGUGGAGAAGGAUCAAGUUGCAGCUCUGUGCAUGUGGGGCCCCAGCAGUUCGGAAGGCGGCUGCGCGUACUGUCUCCGGUCCGAAAACACGCUGCGCUUCCUGCGGCUGUAUCACUCCCCGUACGCAGAAGACGUUCCGCUGUCGCCCGACGCUCAGGAGCAAGCCCAACAGCUGAAGCUGCUCCAGCAGGAGAUGCAGCGGAGCCUGGAGGAGGCGGAGACCGGCAUGCGCUCGCGCAGGGGAAAAAGCCGCGCCGCCGCUGGGAAGCUUGGGGGGGCGGCGGCGGAGGGCGAGGGCGACGACGCGCAGGACGACCAUGACCAGGCGCGCGAGAUGCACUUCGCUGUCGCCGCGCCGCACAUGCAGCGGGCGCGCCAGCAGCUCGAGAGGCGGCGCGCAGAGAAGAAGAAGAAAGAGGCUGCGGCGCUCGAGGGACGGACAGCCGCCGCCGAGCUGGUCAGCGGAGCCGCCUCGCGAGGGCGGCGGCAGCCCGAGGAAGAGCAGCGCACGGCCAAGAGGCAGGUCAUCGCCGACAUCUGGGCGACAGUCCGCGAGAGCCUCGCGCGCGGCGCAGAGACGGAGGACGAAGGCGAAGCAGAAGACCGAGACGACAAGGAAGACGAGGCGGCGGUGCGAAAGGCGUCCCUCGAGCCGUCUCCCGCCCUCGUCUGCACGCUGAGUUGCAUUGGCUUCCACGCGCCGUGGCUCAUGCGCGCCGUCCAGCUGGGAGGCAGCGCGAAGCCGGAGGGCGCCGAGCCGAAGCGAGAGGAAGGCGGCAAGAAGAAAAAGGGCAAAAAAGCCAAGACAGAGAGUCUUCGCAGCAAGACCGCGCAAAAGAAAAAACGCGACGCGAAGAAGAAGACCGAUGCGGAGGACUCAAGCGCCACAGAGAACCCCCGGAGCGCGGAGAAAAGCGCGAGGGAGAGGGGCGGCGAAGACGCAAAGCCGGCAGUGACCGGCGAGGAGAGCGAGAAGCCACGGGAAGGCGGUCUCGAGAAGGAAGAAAGGAAGAUGAAGACUUCCAGCGAUACGGAAGAAGCAGACGAGGGCGCAGCGGCCUCAAACGUUUCCACUCACGCCCCCGCCUCGUCAUCUAUCUCACGCGCGCCUGAGGCAGCGCCUUCACUAUCAAAGGACGACGAACAGAACGGCGGAAAAGAGGCAGCGCAGGCGACGGACCCGUCGUCCUCCCCCUGUUCGUUAGCGUCUGUGAACACGUCGCCCCAGUCUCCAUCGUCUCCCUGCCGACCGGCUCCUGCGUUGUCGAGUGCGCCUUCAUCUGACCCUCAAGCAGCGUCUGCGGAGGAAGCACCAGCAGAGGUGCCAGAUGAUUCACUGGUUGCUUCUCAGGCCGCAGAGAGUCAGCGACUUCUGCUCUCCCCGUGCCCUGCGUGCGGCUACGUGGAGUACUGCAGCGAGCAGUGCCGCAUCAACGAUCUUCCCCUUCACCUCUUCAUCUGCGCUGCAGCCGCGGAAAAGGCAGCGGAGGCUUGA
Molecule: messenger RNA, 3453 nt
Organism: Besnoitia besnoiti
Lineage: Eukaryota; Apicomplexa; Conoidasida; Eucoccidiorida; Sarcocystidae
Exons: 5
Coding region: 1-3453 (1150 amino acids)
Source: RefSeq, a predicted model, not a curated record